AUGGCCUUGCAGAAUAUUGGUGCCGGUAACAGUGAUGAUGCCUUCUAUAGGUACAAGAUGCCUAGAAUGAUCACCAAAAUUGAGGGCAGAGGUAAUGGCAUCAAAACAAAUAUUGUCAAUAUGGUUGAUAUUGCAAAAGCCUUGGCUAGGCCAGCUUCCUAUACAACAAAGUACUUUGGUUGUGAGCUUGGAGCCCAAUCAAAAUUUGAUGAGAAAACUGGGACUUCCCAUGUUAAUGGCGCGCAUGAAACUGCAAAACUUGCUGGCCUUCUUGAGAUCUUCAUCAAAAAAUAUGUCCAGUGUUAUGGUUGUGGAAAUCCUGAAACUGAGAUCUUAAUUACUAAGAACCAAAUGAUCCAGCUGAAAUGUGCUGCUUGUGGUUUUGUGUCUGAUGUUGAUAUGAGAGACAAGCUGACUACCUUCAUCGUUAAGAAUCCUCCAGAAGUAAAGAAAGGAUCCAAAGACAAGAAGGCCAUGAGGAGAGCUGAGAAAGAGAGACUGAAGGAAGGUGAAAUGGCUGAUGAGGAACAGAAAAAACUGAAGAAAGAGGUUAUUAAGAAGAAAGGAACUUCAUCUUCCAAGGAUGUUGCGCCAAAAUCUACUUCUUCAAAGAAAAAGGCAAAUGGCUCUGACGAAGAGCGCCCAUCUCCUCCUCACAGUCAAAUUGAUGAGAAGGACGAGGUUUUUGACAAGGAAGAUGAGGAUGAUGACAUACAAUGGCAAACAGAUACAUCACUGGAGGCUGCUCGUCAACGAAUCCAGGAACAGUUGAGUGCCGUGACAGCUGACAUGGUCAUGCUUUCCACAGAUGAGCCAGAGAAGAAGGCCACAACCAAGGUAAGUAACAAUUCUGAGAAUGGUAACUCUUUAACCUACAGGACACUGGUUGCAGAAGUCAAAGCAAAUUUGAAUAAAGGUGUCAAGGCAAAAGAGUUGGUGUCCCAUCUAGCCGCACUUUCUGCAUCAGCUCAGGAAAAGAUGAGUGCCCUGUAUGAAGCCCUUUUUGGGGGCAUUGAGAAAGGGUUUGCAAAAGAAGCAAUUAAGAAGAAGAACUACCUUGCUGCUGCAGUUGCGGAGGAAGAGGGUUUCCAGUUGUUACUCUUGUGUGCAAUUGAGGAAUUUUCUUGCAAGUCUACAUCCAAUGCGUUGAAGGAAGUUGCCUUGGUUCUGAAGGCACUCUACGAUGCUGAUGUGUUAGAGGAAGAGCACAUAGUCCAGUGGUAUCAAAAUGGACUGAAAGGUGAUAACAAGAACUCUCAGAUUUGGAAGAAUGCUCAACCGUUCAUUGAAUGGCUACAGAAUGCAGAAUCAGAAUCGGAUGAAGAAUAA
Messenger RNA from Sphenostylis stenocarpa, 1329 nucleotides. The record is from the annotation of a GenBank genome assembly. NCBI's taxonomy places the organism in Eukaryota, Viridiplantae, Streptophyta, Magnoliopsida, Fabales, Fabaceae.